CAUUCUCUCGUGUAUUUGCGAUGUAACCACACGUUAUGCUGUGAUAUAUGGCGUAUGCUACGGCAACGCAGGGCGCUACCACAGUGGCGUCGCAUCUCUGCAUCGUGGCCCGCGACAAAUAUAAGCAACAAUGCCUCGCAAUCCUUUGUCACAGUUUGCAUACACCUUCGAAGAGACAGGUAGCACUCCUCGAUUUUGCAAAGGAUUUUGGAAGAUUACGAGAAAUCGACAGGAUGAAGGGAUACUUCGCGAUUCUUUUCUGCGCCCUCUUCAUCGUCACUGGCACAUCCGGCCAAGCACUCACUAUGAUGGAAUUCGCCAGGAUUUUAAGCAUUACAAUGAAGGACAUAAGGCGUUGCAUACACCAUAGCAAUUUAUCAGAUAUGGACAUGACAAAGCUGGACACCGUCAUGCAGGGACGGAAUAUAUCUCAAGAAACCAUGAACGAUAUCUUGAUAAACCUCGGUUGCUUCGCUGCGUGCAUUCUGGAUAAAUCCGACAUCAUGCAAAACGAUGCCAUCCAAUUGGACAAGCUGAUAGACUCAGUGAACCGCCAUAAUGUCCCUAUAAACGACGAAAUGAAGGAAAAGUUGAACACGUGCGCCGUCCAGGCAAAGGAAGAGACGGACAAAUGCAAGAGUGGAGUCAUCUUCGCCUCGUGCCUCUUAGAAGAGCUCACAAAGCGGUCCAAGUGAUCGUUCAGCACCCAAA
This is a messenger RNA of Eufriesea mexicana, 711 nucleotides long. It is a transcript of the gene Obp7, whose product is annotated as odorant binding protein 7. Lineage: Eukaryota; Metazoa; Arthropoda; Insecta; Hymenoptera; Apidae. The coding region runs from base 48 to 695 and encodes 215 amino acids. The transcript has 5 exons. Gene Ontology annotation, molecular function: odorant binding. The record is from RefSeq and is a predicted model, not a curated record.